Molecule: messenger RNA, 2924 nt
Organism: Oryzias latipes (Japanese medaka)
Lineage: Eukaryota; Metazoa; Chordata; Actinopteri; Beloniformes; Adrianichthyidae
Gene: ttc22
Product: tetratricopeptide repeat domain 22
Molecular function (GO): protein binding
Source: RefSeq, a predicted model, not a curated record
CUCUCAGGCUACACGCAUGAAAGCAGGAUCAUUUAAUGGUUUCUACCAAGGAGGACAUGGAGGCUGACAGCACAGAGGACAUUGAGUCCCUGAUGGAGGACAUGGACUACAUCCCUGGUCACUUUCACCUGGAUCUAAAUCUAAACUGUGAUCCUGCUGGACCUCCAGCACUGCGACACAGAGACACUUACCUAAAACAGGAGAGCCUACAAGCUGAGCUGGAAGCGGAAGCUGGAAAUCUGCAGUAUGCUGUUCGAAAUCUUUUGGGACUUCUGGCAUUUCAUCUGGAUCAACUGGACAAAGCUGAGGAAAUAUUCAGGAGCAUUUGCAAAGAAGACCCUGGAAACCUGAACGCCUGGGCCAACCUGGGCUACGUUUACGACAGGCUGGGGAGAGAGCUGGAAGGAGGAGAGUGUGUGGACAAAGUGUCCCAGCUGAUGGGUGUUGACAGAGGAGAGGCCUCCAAAGAGGAGAUCAGGCUGAUGGCUGCCCGCUGUCUGGCUGAACAGGCUUAUGUUUAUCCCUAUGAUGUGGAGCUGGAUAAUGAGGAUGAGCUGAGAGAGAGGCUCAUGUCCGCCCUAACACUUUACAACAGAGCUUUGUGUUUUGGAGAUCAUCUGAUACCACUGGAGGAAAAGCGGAGCUGGUACUUUAAAAUGGCAAUAAUAUAUAUAAGGCUGGACCAGAUAGUAAAGACCAAGGAGGAUUCUGAGUACUCCAGACUCCCUCACUAUAAUAAAGGACUCAAACUCCUAAAAGAAACUUUGGAAUCAAAGAAACUGCAGCAUAAAGCCCUGGCAUGGUGUUAUGUUGGCAUCAUGCUGGAAAGGAAGAGUGAGUUUUCUUCUGUGCCCAUGUCUGUACAUGACUGUGGCUUCUCCGCCUCCGAUCCUUUGACCUGCUAUGGAGCUGCCAUAAAUCUGGCCAGUGAGGAGGCCUUUACUCUGAACCUUCUGGCCAAAGUUUUCCUUUUGCUCAGCAAACAUGAGAUGGCCACAGGGAUCUGCAAUAUGGCUCUGAAUGUUCUGCCAGAUCCAGAGCUCAACUGGCAGGCUUACUGCACCCGUGCCAAGAUUAAUAUGAUCCUCUACGUCAAAGACCUUGACAAAGCGAAGAAUGGACAAGGUGGACUUCCAGACCGGCAAAAACUGAUUGAAGCUAAAAAGGACCUGGACAAGGUGCUUGCUGUACGGCCCUGUUUGAGGACUCAUCUAGAGAUGGCUCAGAUCUAUUAUUACAUGGGUGUAGAUGCUCUCCAGGAGAGUCUUCUGGUGGAUGAGAUUGCAAUGGACAGUGCGUUGGUGAGUUUGUCCCACGCUCUACAAUUUGAGAUGGCCGACAGCUUACCGGAUCUCCACAUGCUCAGAGGACGGUGCCUCUUUAUGAAAGGCGAGCAUCAAAACGCUGCAGAUUGUUUCAAAAAGGCCAUGGAUUUAGAGAGACCUGGGAGCACAGAUACCCAGGCAUUCCGAUGCCUCCUGCUGGUGCUUCUGACUCUGUUCAUACAGGACGACACUGAUCCAACCAUCACCCAGAUGGAGCUGGAAGUGCAGAGGGCAGAGGAGAGGUACCCUCAAGAGAAGGUCAAGGCUGAGCUUCGGUGGCUUUAUAGGUCGCACACAGAAGACGUAACAGAGCUAUCAAAGGCUCUGAUCAGGACAGGACGAACAGACCUGGUGAGAAGAUUCCUGGAAGCACUGGUGCCAAAACAGAAAACAGAGAAGAAGAAGAUAGUUAAAUCUUUCUCAUAUACAUAAAGCAAAUAUGUGAUUUAAACAAAAAAGGUUUGAUGUUUUAAUAUCAGAAAGCUAUUUAAGGUCUUCUUUUGCUUUUCAAUUGUGAAACAUCUAAUUCUUUUUAUUAAUGUGAUGAGAAACCUUCUGGAGCUGUAUGAACUGUACUGUGCUUAGCAGUGCCUGUGAGGGUAAUCUGACAGAACCCUUUGACAAAAAUGACCACCAGAUGUGGCUGUAAUGUAUUUAUCUGAAAUGUUUUGUAAAGAAUAAGUUAUUAUUUGAGGUUUGAAAUGUAAAACUAAAUAAAUUGGAAUAGAAUCGUUUUAAAAUAGUAAUGAUUAAAAUGAUAAUAAUAAUCUGAUGUGGUCAAACUAGUAUCUGGUUGAUGAAAAUAUUUUUGAGUUACAGAGUUGCAUUUUCUGAUUUACUAAUUCUGGUUCAAAUCUGAAAAAAUCCAGUGCAAUAAUGUGAUUUUUGCUGAAGCAUGUGAAUGGAAAAUAGUACAAAAAGCAAGUUAUUUUUUAUUUCUAAGUAAGACAAAAACCCAGUUACUUUCUGUUAACAGAUACUGUUCAGUGUUUUUAUUGCUCUUUGAUGACUAAAGGCUAAAGGCUUAAGAGUAGUUUUAUUUCUUUCACAAGCAUUGUUCUUCAUGUCACACCUGUUUGAAUGAGUCAUUAAGACAUGCUUUUAUUUUCAUUGGAAUGCUUUAAGCUAAAUCAAUGAGAGAAACUCCACCUUCUUUUAUUUCUCUAAAUGCGAUCAAGGUGCAUUCAACAAAUAUUUGCCAAGUAAACAGACAACAUCUGAGGAAAUCUAUGUAAGUCUCUCCUCUGACUUAAACCUACAAGAAUAAUGUUAAACUUAACUUAUCUUUGUUGAAACUUUUUUUUUUAAGUUUAGAGAUUCUGUCUGGCUUUGAGAUCAGCAGAAAACCAUCAGCUGAUGGGUGAAUCCUGGAGUCAGAGCUGAAGAGGGUAAAACAGCUUUUAAUUUUAGCGACGCGUGGCACUAGCCAUAAGAGGUGCUGAGAAGAAAAAAAAGUCUUGCCAUAAUUAUGAAAGGUCUCAAGGCUAACAGGUUUACCAGAAAGAAAAAGAUCUAAUGAAAGACGAAAUUAGAAUUUCUAAGAAAUACCUUUUUAACCAGAAAACUUCAAAACUUUCAGAAUAAAUACUUUUAAAAACC